AUGAAGUUGAAUAAUAGCUACCCCGCCCAGGGCACUCAGAAGUUGAUUGAGAUUGAAGAUGAGCGUCUUCUCCGUGUUUUCAUGGAGAAGCGUAUGGGUCAGGAAGUUCCUGGUGACAGCGUCGGUCCCGAGUUCGCUGGAUACAUCUUCAAGAUCACCGGUGGAAACGACAAGCAGGGUUUCCCCAUGAAACAGGGUGUUAUGCACCCUACUCGUGUUCGUCUUCUUCUUUCUGCCGGCCACUCUUGCUACCGCCCAAGAAGGACUGGUGAGAGGAAGAGAAAGUCCGUUAGAGGAUGUAUCGUCGGAAUGGACUUAGCCGUCUUGUCUCUGGUCGUCGUCAAGCAAGGUGAGGCCGACAUUGCCGGUCUUACCGAUAUCACCCACCCCAAGCGUCUCGGACCCAAGAGGGCUACCAAGAUUAGGAGGUUCUUCGGUCUGUCUAAGGAUGACGAUCUCCGCAAAUUCGUCAUUCGUCGUGAGGUCCAGCCCAAGGGUGAAGGAAAGAAGCCCUACACCAAGGCCCCCAGAAUCCAGAGGCUCAUCACUCCUCAGCGUCUCCAGCACAAGCGCCACAGGAUCGCUCUCAAGAAGAGGAGGUCAGAGGCCUCUAAGGAGGCUGCUGCCGAGUACAACAACCUUCUUGCCAAGCGCCUUAACGAAGAGAAGUCCAAGCGCUCUGAGGUUCGCAAGCGCCGUGCUUCAUCAAUGAGGACUGGUGCCGCCAAGACCUCCGCUUAA
This is a messenger RNA of Morchella importuna, 741 nucleotides long. RefSeq lists its product as uncharacterized. The record is from RefSeq and is a predicted model, not a curated record. NCBI's taxonomy places the organism in Eukaryota, Fungi, Ascomycota, Pezizomycetes, Pezizales, Morchellaceae. Gene Ontology annotation, molecular function: structural constituent of ribosome. Gene Ontology annotation, biological process: translation. The transcript is spliced from 4 exons. Bases 1 to 741 code for a protein of 246 amino acids. Gene Ontology annotation, cellular component: ribosome.